Dibothriocephalus latus is the source of this 450-nucleotide messenger RNA. NCBI's taxonomy places the organism in Eukaryota, Metazoa, Platyhelminthes, Cestoda, Diphyllobothriidea, Diphyllobothriidae. The record is from the annotation of a GenBank genome assembly.
AUGUAUGGUAUCCCAUUGACGCCGCGUCAUGAAGUGAAGCGUAUUGCGGGUCGGAUCAUACCGGCGAUCGCGACAACUACUGCAGUAAUUUCUGGUCUCGUUUGUGUGGAGGUACUCAAAUAUUUCUCUUUGCUCGCCACCCUGUCGCCGAAACCUCACGACAUUCCACCUGCGACUUUGAUAGAGGUUGCUCGAAAUUAUUUUGUCAACCUCGCAGCGCCCUCCUUCUUUUCGAUCAGGCCCGUGCCCUGUAAAAGCCGGAGCCUGCCCAACGGUUUCACAGUUUCUAUCUGGGAUCCGUGGACUGUUGCUAUACCUCCUGAUGCGCCACAGUUCUCUCUGAGUGAUCUAAUCAAAAUGCUACAGGUGAGCCAUCUCUCAGUUCCUUGCUGGAUGUCGGCGUUCUCAGCCUCCUAUUACAGUCGUAUGCACGAUUUUGACUCAGUCUAG